Messenger RNA from Conger conger (European conger), 5189 nucleotides. RefSeq lists its product as uncharacterized. Lineage: Eukaryota; Metazoa; Chordata; Actinopteri; Anguilliformes; Congridae. The transcript has 3 exons. The record is from RefSeq and is a predicted model, not a curated record. Gene Ontology annotation, molecular function: nucleic acid binding; zinc ion binding. The coding region runs from base 565 to 5157 and encodes 1530 amino acids. Gene Ontology annotation, biological process: DNA integration.
UAUAUAUAUUGUGGCACCCCUGCUCCUGAAUGUUGUGCCACGUGGGUGGAGAACCCUGGAGGGGCCCGUGCCGGUCAACCGCGCAGACGUCACGCAUUGGGAGAGGUGUGCGAAGGGGUAUAUCUGCCUAGAGAUGUGAUGGGGAGAUCAGCACCUUGGAGAGAGAUCCCUCUACCUGCGGUCCAGGACCCCGGCCAGCGCACCCCUGACGCGGCCGAAGAGGAGAGGAGGGAGGAAGCCCUGGAAAAUACCCCGGUCUGGGAAGAAUCUUCGUUUAUUUUUUGCCUAAACGGCCCCUUUGAUUUCUCCAGUUUUCCCCUACCCUUGCCCUGAGGGGGGGCGCUAUCACCAAUACCCCGAAAAAAAAAACACACAGAAAAAAUAAAAAGAAGUAUUUUUUCUGACAUCUGCUAUCUCCUGUGUUGGUUCCUAGCUCUGCCCACUCUCUGCACCUCAGGAUUCACCCCGAGGCACCACAUAUGGUGGAGAAUGCGGGCAUACUGAUGCCACGCUGUGGAAGCUGAUCUGGGCCGAAGAACCAACACGGGUGAGAACGGAGAGUGAAUGGAAGCCACACCCCCUGGGGAAGAGCGAAGAAGGAGACGAUUGGCUGCCCCUACCCUCGCUGAGAUGCAAGAAGCGGAAGCAGAGGAGGGCUCCCGAGGGAUGAUGGAAGCGGCCAUCACGGAGCUGGCGAGGUCCCAGCGGGCCCUGCAGGAAGCGGUGGUCGAACUCUGCCGCCUAUCCCCCCGUGACGGAUCGAGACGAACCCCCCGAGAGGCGUUGACAAAGAUGACAGCUGAUGAUGACGUUGAGGCGUACCUCCAGGUGUUUGAGCGCGCCGCUCAACGUGAAGAAUGGCCGCCGGCAGCCUGGGCAGCCAUACUAGCCCCCUUCUUGACGGGAGAGGCCCAACAGGCCUAUCGAGAUAUGGACAUGGCUGACGCCACCGACUACCUCAAGUUGAGGAGAGCCAUCCUAGCCCAAUAUGGGUUCAGCCUACCUGCCCGAGCCCAGCGAUACCACGAAUGGGCCUAUGACGCCUCCCAGCCUGCCCGGUCCCAAAUCGCCGCCCUGACCCGCCUGACCAAGAGCUGGCUGGCCGAGGGAGAGGGGCCACCCCUGUUGGAGAGGGUGGUGUUGGACAGAUGCACCCGCGCUCUGCCCCGGGAAGCCAAACGGGAUAUAGCCCAGGUGGGACCCACCUCCGUAGAACUGCUAGUGGGCCUCCUCGAAAACCAUCAGGUCACUCAGAAGAUGCUCCAACCUGAACGCACCAAAACCCCGCGCCGCCCAGUUAGGUGCCCAGCACAGGUGAAGCGCCCACCAGCCCGCCCUGACCAAAAUCGGCGGGGCAGACCUGACGCAGGGAGACCACGGCCGGAGUGGAGAUGCUAUAACUGUGGAGAGGAGGGGCAUCUAGCCAGGAACUGCCCCGGGAGGGAGGUGUCCAGGCCCACCGCCAGGGGUCCGAGCAGCCCUGCGCACCCCUGCCUGUACCUGACCACCUGCUGGGCGCACCAGAGUACGGAGGCCCCCAGGUUCCCGAUACGAGUAGGGGGACAGGACACUGUAGCAGUGCUGGAUUCGGGCAGCGCCAUCACCUUGGUAAGACCAGAGUUUGCGGGAGAAAAGAGGGGUGAAGAGGUGGCCGUGGCGUGUAUCCAUGGGGACACCAGAGAAUACCCCACGGUGUGGGUCAACCUAAUCACACCACGGGGGACGCACGCGGUAAGAGCGGGGGUUGUGCCAAAUUUACCCGUACCGGUACUAAUGGGAAGAGACUGCCCUUUGUUCCAGACUUAUUGGGAGGAGGGGCCCCGGCCUCUGAGGGAGACGAGGCCACGACGGCCCCGCCGGGCUGCCCGCCAGAACCCCCUACCAGUCUGGGCCGCGACGUCUGGGGACAGUGAAGGAGAGGCCCUGCCACCUGAGAGGAAACGCCAACCCAGCACCCCGGCCACCAGUGGAACCAUCACUGCGUCCGAGAAAGAGCUUGGGGAGGCCCUGCCCCCGGAGAGAGAUGUCCGUCUAGCCUUCUCGGAGGGCCCCCAAGAGGUGAGCGAGGAGGCCGAAGCACCCACACGGUUUGGCACUGCCCAACUACAUGAGCCAAAGUUCGCUCAGGCUUGGAGAGAUGCCCGAGACAUUAACGGGGUACCACAAGGGCCGGUGAGUACACCAUCGUAUCCCUUCUUCAGGGUAAAACAAGACCUGCUCUACCGAGUCUGUAACCCACAGGGGGAGGAAGUGGAACAGCUGCUCGUCCCUCAACCGUUUGUGCCCCGAGUCCUCUACUUAGGUCAUACUCACCUGCUGGGAGCCCAUCUGGGGAUGGAGAAGACCUACGAGAGGAUCCUGGCAAGGUUCUACUGGCCCGGGGUGAAAAAGGCUGUGGAGGACUACUGCCGACACUGUGCCGUGUGCCAACUCCACAGCCCUAAGGUAACCCUUCGGAACCCACUAAUACCCCUGCCAAUAAUUGAUGUUCCCUUCAGGAGGAUUGCGAUGGACAUCGUGGGGCCCUUACCGAAGUCCAGCCGGGGACAUCGGUACAUCCUCGUAAUCCUGGAUUAUGCAACCCGCUACCCAGAAGCCGUCCCGCUCAGGACCGCGACCGGAAAGGCGGUUGCCAGGGAGUUGUUCCUGCUGUUUAGCAGGGUCGGAAUAGCGGAGGAACUCCUGACCGACCAAGGAUCGUGUUUCAUGUCGGGGGUCCUAAAGGAGAUGUGCCGGCUGCUACAAGUGACCCAACUACGAACCUCCGUCUACCACCCCCAAACCGACGGACUAGUGGAGAGGUUCAAUCAGACCCUCAAAGCCAUGCUGAGGAAAAUGAUUGAAACGGACGGUAAGGACUGGGACCAGCUCUUACCCUAUCUUCUCUUCUCAGUCCGAGAGGUACCCCAGAGCACCACCGGCUUUGCCCCUUUUGAACUGCUAUACGGUAGACGACCCCGUGGAUUACUGGACCUGGCGAAGGAGGCUUGGGAACAGCAACCGUCCCGAACCCGCAGCCUGAUCGAGCAUGUGGAGCAGAUGGACCGGCGGAUGGCCCAGAUCUGGCCCAUGAUGAGGGCCCACAUGGAACGGGCACAACGGGAGCAAGCCAGGCUGUAUAACCGGGGAGCCCAGGUGAGAGAAUUCGCCCCAGGAGACAAGGUGAUGAUUCUAGUCCCCACCAGUGAAUGUAAAUUUCUGGCCCAAUGGCAUGGGCCGUAUGAGGUCGUGGAACGCACAGGACCUGUGAACUACCGAGUGAGACAGCCGGGGCGACGACACCGCCUCCAAAUCUACCACGUCAACCUGAUGAAGAGGUGGCAUGAGCCACCCCCAGCUCCGACCCCAGUCCUCUCUGCCCAGUGGCUGCCCCCACCGACCCCUGACGUGAGUAUUGGAGAGCAACUGAGCUCCCGCCAGCAGCAAGCGCUACGUGAGCUGGUGAAUCGAAGCCGGGACAUCUUCUCGACUAUGCCCGGCCGCACCCACCUAAUCGCCCACGACAUCAGCACUGAACCUGGGAAGACGGUAAGAUUACGACCCUACCGAAUCCCAGAAGCUCGCCGACACGCCAUACAGGAGGAGGUGAAGAGAAUGCUCGACCUCGGGGUUAUUGAGGAAAGCCGCAGUGCCUGGUCCAGUCCCGUGGUGCUAGUCCCCAAGCCGGAUGGAACCUGGCGGUUCUGUAAUGACUUCCGCCGCCUGAACGACAUCUCCCUGUGUGACGCGUACCCGAUGCCGAGGGUGGACGAACUCAUUGAGCGGCUGGGACCGGCCCGGUUCAUCAGCACCCUGGACCUGACGAGGGGGUAUUGGCAAGUUCCCCUAACACCCCGUGCCAGGGAGAAGACGGCCUUCGCGACCCCGACGGGCCUCUACCAGUACACCGUCCUUCCCUUUGGCGUGCAUGGAGCCCCGGCCACGUUCCAGAGGUUGAUGGACCAGGUGUUGCGGCCCCACCAGAGGUAUGCGGCCGCCUACCUGGAUGACAUCGUCAUCCACAGCACCGACUGGGACAGCCAUGUCGACAAAGUCGAAGCGGUGCUGAGGUCCCUGAGGGAGGCCGGGCUGACGGCUAACCCAGCAAAGUGCCGGCUCGGAUUUAAGGAAGCUGCCUAUCUGGGCCACACGGUCGGGAGGGGGCGGGUGAAGCCCCAGUCGAACAAGGUCGACAGCAUUGCCACCUGGCCCCAACCGGCUACAAAGAAACAGGUGAGAAUGUUCCUGGGUCUGGUGGGUUACUAUCGGCAGUUCAUUCCGGAGUUUGCAGCACGAGCAGCCCCCCUACACGACCUCACCAAGAAGGAGCAGCCCAACCGGGUCCAAUGGGACCCCCUCGCCGCUGUAGCCUUCCAGGACCUACGGGCCGCUCUAGGUGAGAAACCAGUCCUCAUAACUCCCAACUUCCAGAAACCCUUCGUGCUGCAGACCGACGCAUCGGAAGUGGGCCUGGGAGCGGUCCUGUCACAGAUCCAGGACGGGGUGGAGCAUCCAGUGACAUACAUCAGCAGAAAACUCCUCGGCCAUGAAAGGAAUUAUGCCACGGUCGAGAAGGAAUGCCUUGCCAUCAGAUGGGCGGUAGGUAAAUUACGUUAUUACCUACUCGACCGUGAGUUUCUGUUGGUGACCGAUCAUGCUCCCCUCAAAUGGAUGUACCUGAACCGAGACAGCAAUGCCCGAGUAACCCGCUGGUUUUUAGAGUUGCAGCCUUACCGGUUCAAGGUGGAGCAUCGCGCUGGGAAGCUGCACCAGAAUGCUGAUGCGCUAUCCAGGAGGGAGGAUGGCCUAGGGGCAGACGCUCCCGCCCGGGGCUUGGAGCUGAGGGGGGGGGUAUGUGGCACCCCUGCUCCUGAAUGUUGUGCCACGUGGGUGGAGAACCCUGGAGGGGCCCGUGCCGGUCAACCGCGCAGACGUCACGCAUUGGGAGAGGUGUGCGAAGGGGUAUAUCUGCCUAGAGAUGUGAUGGGGAGAUCAGCACCUUGGAGAGAGAUCCCUCUACCUGCGGUCCAGGACCCCGGCCAGCGCACCCCUGACGCGGCCGAAGAGGAGAGGAGGGAGGAAGCCCUGGAAAAUACCCCGGUCUGGGAAGAAUCUUCGUUUAUUUUUUGCCUAAACGGCCCCUUUGAUUUCUCCAGUUUUCCCCUACCCUUGCCCUGAGGGGGGGCGCUAUCACCAAUACCCCGAAAAAA